Sorghum bicolor (sorghum) is the source of this 1509-nucleotide messenger RNA. RefSeq lists its product as uncharacterized. The transcript has 2 exons. Gene Ontology annotation, molecular function: nucleotide binding. NCBI's taxonomy places the organism in Eukaryota, Viridiplantae, Streptophyta, Magnoliopsida, Poales, Poaceae. The coding region runs from base 208 to 1320 and encodes 370 amino acids. The record is from RefSeq and is a predicted model, not a curated record.
UUAGAAUCACAUACAACACUGGGAAAUGAGCUCGUGCCAACCACUGGGAAAUGAGCUCGUGUCAAGCAUAAAAGUGACAAAAAGUUAAAUAUCCCCACACGGUAAACACCACGAACGACCCAAACGACCGCACGGAUAGAGGCAGAGAGCCUAGACGCGCCAAGCCGCCAACCAAAUCCCACGCGAAAGAGCACCUGGCCGCCGCCCAUGUCGUCCGCCGCGGCGCCAGACCAGCGGCCGCGCCCCGUGCGCUUCGGCAUCCUGGGCUGCGCUGACAUCGCGCGUAAGAUCUCGCGCGCGAUUUCGAUGCUCCCUCCAGGCGCCGCCACCAUCGCUGCCGUCGGGAGCCGCUCCGAGGAGAAGGCCCGCCUCUUCGUCGCCGACAACACCCUCGACGGCGCCGCCACCCGACUCCACGGCUCCUACGAGGCGCUCCUCGACGACCCGGACGUGGACGCCGUCUACCUCCCGCUCCCCACCAGCCUCCACGUGCGCUGGGCCACCGCCGCCGCCGCAAGGGGCAAGCACGUGCUCUUAGAGAAGCCCACCGCGCUGUGCGCCGCCGACAUCGACGCCAUCCUCACCGCCUGCGACGCCGCGGGGGUCCAGUUCAUGGACUGCACCAUGUGGAUGCACCACCCGCGCACGGCCAAGAUGCGGGAGACCGUCGACGACAAGGACACCAUUGGGGACAUCAGAACGAUUAACAGUGUGUUCAGCUUUCAAGCAAAUGAAGAUUUCCUCGAGAAUGACAUCAGAGUAAAGCCAGAUCUUGAUGCCCUGGGUGCACUUGGUGAUGUUGGGUGGUACUGCAUCCGUGCGAUCCUGUGGGCUGUUGACUAUGAGUUGCCCAAGAUUGUGAUCGCACUGCGUGACCCUGUAAAGAACCGAGCUGGCGUGCUUCUUGCGUGCGGCGCGACAUUGCACUGGGCAGAUGGCAAGACUGCCACCUUCAGCUGCUCUUUCCUCACCAAUGUCACCAUGGACAUCACCUUAGUUGGCACGAAUGGAACUAUCCAUGUCACUGACUUCGUCAUCCCACACCAAGAAAAGUCGGCGGAGUUCCACGUGGCUUCAAAGUCAAGCUUUGCUGAGCUCGACAUCGGGUGGGAUCUGCCAAGCAAGCACGUCGUGGCGACAGACCUGCCACAGGAAGCCCUUAUGGUCCAGGAAUUCGCGAGGCUCGUGCAGGGCAUCCGGGAUGCUGGGAGCAAGCCUGAGAGGAAGUGGCCGGCUAUCACCCGGAAGACGCAGCUGGUUUUGGAUGCUGUGAAAGCCUCGAUUGACAAAGGGUCUGAGCCAGUUGAGGUGGCUAGCUAAAUGCAACAAACGAGUCACUUCCUGACUAGAGGUUUCUACACCAUGGCAUGGUUUGUGCUUGAUUGAUAUAUUUACACAUACUGUACUUCUGUAUCGUAUGAAACCAGUAUAAACCAUUAUUUGUAACUAUUUGAAGAGGUGUCGUCAAACUCAGAAGGAGGUUGAAAUAUAUAAGUCGGAUUAUAUUUC